UUCGGUUCCCCAGCGGGUGGUGAGGCAGAAAAUGCAGAAAAUGCAGGGCGGAAAGAGGAGCCCCCGCACAGGAGCUGUCAGGCCCUGGCCGGGAGGCAAAGCACAAGAGUGCUGUGGUGCCAGCGGCGGGGCUGGGUGGGGAUGACCUGCGGGUUUGCGCUGGACCCGACCCCAAGGGCGGUCAGGCGCAAGGGGGCGGGCGCUCCGUGCUCCGGUCGCGGGGCCAGGGCGGGCCGGCCGGCGGGGCAUUUAAACCCUGCUGACAGCCAGUCCCCUCCGGGACACGCGCCCAGCUCCCCAGCCUCCUCCGUCGACUCAGCCUUGGGUACCGGUCGGGCAAGAUGCGGUCUUCUCUGGCUCCGGGAAUCUGGUUCUUCCGCGCCUUCUCCAGGGACAGCUGGUUCCAAGGCUUCAUCCUGCUGUUGACCUUCCUCAUUUAUACCUGCUAUCACAUGUCCAGGAAGCCCAUCAGUAUCGUCAAGAGCCGCCUGCACCAGAACUGCUCGGAGCAGGUCAGACCCAUCAACGAUACUCGCAGUCUCAAUGACACCAUGUGGUGCAGCUGGGCCCCCUUUGAUAAGGACAACUACAAGGAGUUACUUGGGGCCGUGGACAAUGCCUUUCUCGUGGCCUAUGCCAUCGGCAUGUUCAUCAGUGGGGUGUUUGGGGAGCGGCUUCCACUCCGUUACUACCUCUCAGCUGGAAUGCUGCUCAGUGGCCUUUUCACCUCGCUCUUUGGCCUGGGAUAUUUCUGGAACAUCCAUGUGCUCUGGUACUUUGUGGUCAUCCAGGUCUGUAAUGGACUCGUCCAGACCACAGGCUGGCCCUCUGUGGUGACCUGCGUCGGCAACUGGUUCGGGAAGGGGAAGCGGGGUUUCAUCAUGGGCAUCUGGAAUUCCCACACAUCUGUGGGGAACAUCCUGGGCUCCCUGAUUGCUGGCAUCUGGGUGAACGGGCAGUGGGGCCUGUCGUUUGUUGUGCCUGGCAUCAUUACCGCCAUCAUGGGUGUCAUCACCUUCCUCUUCCUCAUUGAACACCCAGAAGAUGUGGACUGUACCCCUCCUCAACACCAUGUGAGUAGCGAGCCAACUGAGAACCAGGACAACCUUGAGGACCCUGGGAACAGUCCCUACUCUAUCAGGGAGAGCAGCCUUGAGACUGUGGCCAAAUGCUCCAAGGAGCCAUGUGAAGAGCCUGCUGCCAUCAGCUUCUUUGGCGCGCUCCGGAUCCCAGGCGUGGUCGAAUUCUCCCUGUGUCUGCUGUUUGCCAAGCUGGUCAGUUACACCUUCCUCUACUGGCUACCCCUCUACAUCUUCAAUGUGGCUCACUUUAGUGCCAAGGAGGCUGGGGACCUGUCUACACUCUUCGAUGCUGGUGGCAUCAUAGGCGGCAUCAUGGCAGGGCUCAUCUCUGACUACACCAACGGCAGGGCCACCACUUGCUGCGUCAUGCUCAUCUUGGCUGCCCCCAUGAUGUUCCUGUACAACCACAUUGGCCAGGACGGGAUUACUAGCUCCAUAGUGAUGCUGAUCAUCUGUGGAGGCCUGGUCAACGGCCCGUACGCACUCAUCACCACUGCUGUCUCUGCUGACCUGGGGACGCAUAAGAGCCUGAAGGGCAACGCCAAGGCCCUGUCCACGGUCACAGCCAUCAUUGACGGCACUGGCUCCAUAGGCGCAGCUCUGGGGCCUCUGCUGGCUGGGCUUAUCUCCCCCACGGGCUGGAACAAUGUCUUCUACAUGCUCAUCUCUGCCGACAUCCUAGCCUGCUUGCUCCUCUGCCGGUUAGUGUACAAAGAGAUCUUGGCCUGGAAAGUGUCCCUGAGCAGAGGCAGUGGCUCUAGUAUGGUCCUAACCCACCAGCGAUAGUAUUUUCCUCAAGUCCCAUGACUUUUGUAUAAAGAAAUAUGAGGCCGCAAUUGGAAGAGCAGCAUGGAAGGCCCCAUUGGGUCCCCAGUGUGCUCCCCAUGGGCACAACCACCGAAACUUCCACAAGGAGGGGAGGCAAACCCUCUUUAUUGAACAGCCAGCCCAGCCCAGACCCAGGGCUUAGGAAUGUUUUCCAUGGGAAGGGGACUGCCAGGCAUGAGGAAAUAGAAGAUUCAAGGGCCUGAGCUCUGGAAGCUGCAAGCAAAAGGGGUGGGACUGGGCUGAGUUAUGUCUCCGUUUUGAUAGGGAAGGAUAUGCUCAGACUCUUGCUUGUUCAGAUUCCAAGACAGAAGGCUCUACAAGGUCAAGGCCUGGAAAAUGUGCAACUCUCCUUCCCAUGUUAAAUUUUAACCUCUGUAAUCCACCUGUAUCUAUAGGUGGGCACCUCACUCCAUCAAAGGAGCCCUGCCUUUCUUUGUCCCUCUACCCAUGAAAUGGUCUUCUCUGCGCAUUUCCCCAAGCUGGGCCCUCUCCAUUCGGUCCUGUUGAUAACUCCAUUACCCACCCAUCAUGCUGUUCCUCCAGGGCCAGCUCUCGGGUGAGGCAAGGGAGCUGCCUUGGGUACAUCAUUUGAGGGGGCACUCCCUCUUCGGCACGUGCUGGCCCUGAGUGCUUCCCUUGCCUCACUGGCCCCAGAAUGUCCUCAGUGGAAGGUGACUGGGGGCCAAUGCUGUUGGGAGAGUAGAAAGAGGGGUUGGCAUGACUACAAAUUCUAGUAUGUGUAUUAUUUUGAGAAUGAAAUGCUAAGGAGUGCCUACCGUGUGCCAGCUCUGCUGUAGGAAUGGAGCAGACAAUGGAUACGAAAAGGAAUUACGCCCUGAGCACAGGUGCCAACGGUGCCAAGACUGGCAAGACGUGAGGGCACUGCAUGGUUCAUUCGGGCAGCUGCUGCAGGUGCAGUCGCUUGGAGCCAUCUGCUGCCCCCCUUUUCCACUUUUCAACAUCCUUCCUCCCCACAAAGUCCUGGAUCACUCGCUGUCUUCUGGCUAGCUCUUGGCAUCUCCAUCUGACCCUAAAGCUGCCCAUCGGCACCAAUACAGAUUCCCUUUCACCUGUGUGCCUGUGUGCCUCCUUGUGGUGGCCUGGCUCAGCAGUGAGCGGGGCUCACGUGAGUGGGGUGCUGAAGUGGCGUCCCAGGACCACCAGGUGGGUAGGUUAAAGCUGACGACAGUGGGCAUUCCAGACGGGGGUGCUCAUGACACUGACGAUGUGUCAGGCAAACUGGGAGCUUAGAGAGCCACACAAGAUACAAGCGUUGCAUUUCCUGGGACAUUGUGGGCUGGCGCAUUAGCCAGAAUCACACCCUUCCACUCUAAAGCAGGCUGCACAGGUGCCAAUGGUGACAAACAGGGAAGGCUCCUCCUGCCUGCAGUCACUUCAGCUCUAGCCAGGGACCUCCAAGUCCUCAGAGCCCACAGGGGCAGAAGUUAUACUCUGUGGCCUUAUGUUCAGCAUUCAGGAAAGCUGCUCUUUAACAUUACUUAGGAGGGAGCAGUUUAUGGAGAAGCUGUGUUGCUUAUGCUUACAUUAGCCACUAGAUGGUGGCCCAGUCCCAUCAUAGAGCCCAGGGUGGGCUGUGGUUCCAUCCUGCUUCCUGGAAGAGAGAUAGGAGCAGGAGUCUCUUAACUUUUCAGACUUUCAGCCUGCUUUCUGCUUCAGAGGGCGGGGGAAGAGGAAUGGGUCUCUCAAGGUCUUCUCUUCCCAGCUGCCCUGCUUGCUAACUUUAAGCCUGUUUUGUCAUCAGGAAAAUGGUGACAUUACCUACCUCAUAGGAUUAGUAUGAAGGGAGACAAACAUCCUCUGCACACCCCUGCCCUUGGAGAGCUUGUCUAGUUAGGGGAUAAAUAGGAAAAUACACAGAGACAGUGACUCCAGGUGAGAGCUGUGCUGUUCAUUAAGCCCAGCCAUGAAUGAACAGGGCUGGCAGGAGGUGGUUCCAGGGGCAACGGGAAGAGUCCUUCCUCCUUUUGAAGGCAGAAUUCUCAGGACUUGGAUAAUUCAUUUGAUAAGGUAGUAAGGGGUAGUGGAAGAGGGAGGAAGCGAACAUGAAUACUGAUCCAACUCCUAUAAUGUUAGGCCUUAGAGACUGAAAACUGAACAAGUGGCAUUGGCUCCGAACAGCAGGUAAGUUUGGCACUAGACACAUGCAGAAGGCAUUGUGGGGGCUCAGUCUGGCCUCAGAAAUGAGGACUUAGGCUGUGAGUAGGGAGUUGGGAAAAAUACCAAAGGUUGGAGGAACCCCGGCCCUGAGAUCUGCCUGUCUUCACCCAUAUCCCAGGUCCCAAGUUCCCAGCCCCAUUUGGGCAGCUCUGGGCAUGGCCUGUUCACCAGAGGGCUGGUACCUGCCUUCUCCCUGGGCCUCAGCACUCACACAGGCUAAUGUAGGAGCAUUACGUUAAUUAGCUAUUCAUUUAAUUUAACUUCACAUUUGGUCUCAAUUAAGCUUAAAAUGUUCUUCCUUAUAGAUGCUACAAUAGCACUUGUAAUUAAAAAGCAAUAACUCUUUGCGUUUCUUCCUUAGAGAUCCACUGGGAGGCUGGGUGAGUGUGUGUGGGGUGGCUGGGGGAGGAGGAGGAGGCAAGAGGCAAAGAAAAGAAAGGGAAAGCAGCUCUUGGUUGGUCCUAGCACCAUGAGGCCACCACUAAGACUGAGGCUGGCAGGAGGAACUCAAUACACCGUGGGUGUCUGAGUGGGGGUAGAAUUGCUGCCGGGAAUCCUAAGAAGCAACAAAGGAGCAGACCUCCUACUUAAAGGUGUGGGAGUGGAGGAUGGCAGAUGGGGGUGGAAGGAGGCCAUGCUUAGAGAUGGAGAAGGGGCCCUAUAUUCUGUGGUAGGUACAGUGUGCCACCACAUCCUAAUUUCCAGAACCAGUGAAUGUUACCUUUCAUGGCAAAUGAGAUUUUGCAUAUGUGACUAAGGAUCUUGAGAUGGAAAGACUGAUAAGGGUGGACCCAGUGGAACUGCAGGGCUCCAUAUGAAUCACACAGGGCUCCGUAUGAAUCACAGGGGUGUCAGGGAUUGGCAGAUGCUACUCUGCUGGCCUUGAAGACUGAGGAAGAAGGGUCCACCAGCCAGUGGGAGGGGGCAGCCUCUAGAAGGUGGAAAAGGCAAAGAAAUGGGUUCUCCUGAAUCACCAAAGCCUUUCUUUUACUCCCUGAAACUCAUUUCUGGUUUCUGACCUCCAGAGCUAUAAACGUGAAUUGUUUGAAACCAGUAAGUCUAUGGCAACUUGUUACAACAGCAAUAGGAAAUUCAUAAUAUUCCCAGUGUAAAACUGGGGCAUGACCAAUAUAAAGGCAGGAAGAAAACCACAGGCAAACAAAAGAAAUUCCCCAAAGCUUAAAACAAGUGAAGGGGCUGGCCUGUAGCACUUAGGCACGGCAUAAGGGCUAUUGUGUGACCACCUCAACCAAGAGUUCUCCAAGGGCAGAACUUGGGCCAAAUGCACAGGCUGUAUCAUCCCCAGCAUGAUAUGAUCAAAACCAUUAAAAACACACUUUCU
Molecule: messenger RNA, 5430 nt
Organism: Cebus imitator (Panamanian white-faced capuchin)
Lineage: Eukaryota; Metazoa; Chordata; Mammalia; Primates; Cebidae
Gene: SLC37A2
Product: solute carrier family 37 member 2
Exons: 19
Coding region: 342-1868 (508 amino acids)
Biological process (GO): glucose-6-phosphate transport; phosphate ion transmembrane transport
Cellular component (GO): endoplasmic reticulum membrane
Molecular function (GO): glucose 6-phosphate:phosphate antiporter activity
Source: RefSeq, a predicted model, not a curated record